Molecule: messenger RNA, 6438 nt
Organism: Aspergillus thermomutatus
Lineage: Eukaryota; Fungi; Ascomycota; Eurotiomycetes; Eurotiales; Aspergillaceae
Product: C2H2-type zinc finger protein
Exons: 6
Coding region: 1-6438 (2145 amino acids)
Biological process (GO): regulation of transcription by RNA polymerase II; DNA-templated transcription
Cellular component (GO): chromatin
Molecular function (GO): zinc ion binding; DNA-binding transcription factor activity, RNA polymerase II-specific; RNA polymerase II cis-regulatory region sequence-specific DNA binding
Source: RefSeq, a predicted model, not a curated record
AUGGAUUUACAGCCGCCCUCAGUGCUGGCUCAAUUGCCUCGCCCUUUGCAUGCAUCUACUGGUAAAACCCAGGUCGGUGAAGUGUAUAGCUUGGCCGAAUCGAAGAAGCGAAAAAGAUAUGAGGUCGUUGUUGCGGUCGAUGGGGAGGCUGUGAACAUCUACAAUAUACAAACCCCCAAGCUCGUUACCUCAUAUGCUGUCCCACCGCAAUCCUCAUUCUCCUGUCGGCCAUGCUCAGUGCGCAGAAAGCUCAUGAAAAAAUCGGUUGUGAAAAGACAAACUUUCGGAGCCGUGGAGGGACCUCAACGGGAAAUCAAAGCCUUUGUUGAAGAAAUUGGGGGCACUGGAUCGAGUGCGCCAGUCAUUUCGUCUUCGUCCUUCUCCGUGAGCGAUUCGAGCAGUCCUACGGUUUUCGUCGGCAUUGUCCCUACCGCUCCUACAGAAGAUGACGAAAAGGACUCAUUUGAUAUCUUGACCGUGCAUCAGGAUGGUUUCGUACGAAGGCUGACGUCUGACCUUAAGACUCAGCGGUGGUGUGUCAACCAUAGCGAGAUCGCGAAGAUCCGCUCAACUCACGAAGUCAAUUCCUGCUUUCUGGUGGACUUUGACGAUGCGAAGAAAUAUCUAUUCAAAAGAAGACAAGAUCUGGUCGCUCUGGCUCUCGGGGAUUUGACCGACUCUGGAGUAGAUGAGCCUUCAGUGUUGUUGCUUGUGUCACACCCGACCGGUUCGAAGCAGAUCGCUUUGAGUGAUGUUCAGGUUCAGAUAUUUUCUGUUCCAUCGAAUGCACCCACGGAAGGGCGGAUUCUUGACGAAAGCCAGAAGCUGAGACAUCUGCAAACCAUAAGUUUGCCCGACAUCGAUGAGCAUAAGACAUUCGAUAGCAGCUCUCUGCAGUGGUACUUCCAUCCCGGGUCGGCGGGAUUGAAUCUGUCGUUCGAGAAGGGCUUUGUCAACAUUGACAUCUCCCAGUAUGCGCCGACCGUGACAACGCGGUUCAUCCUUGAAGACGAAAGUUUCUCUUCUCUGAUGCGCAUCUCCCCCCAAUCAGUGAUUGCCGCUGGCAAAUCGAUUGUCGCCCUGUUCGACACACAAUAUCAAUCCAUCCAGCGCAGCAUCGCAGUGGACAGUGUCCCUUCUGGUGGCUCCAAGUCGCGGACAGUAUUUGUCAGCUACUUCGCUAAACUUGGUGUCGCCGUUGCGAUCAAAGGGAAUGCUCUUUUUGCAUUUGAUCUGAGCUCGUCGACUAGUUCCCUGCAUUCCUCCCUGAAACGGCCAAGGGAUGGUCUUCUCAUCGAUGCCAUUGGGCGCGGCAUUGGCUCACCCGCCUUCCAAGGGGACGCAUCUUCGAAGAAGAAUCGCACCGAAUACAUGGCAUCGCUAGGUCUUACUUCCCCUGAACAGGUUGGCAAGUGGGAGGAGUUUACACAGAAGGUAGAAAAAUCGUUCAACUCCAAGGAUAGCGCUGCGUUUGAUGACGCGGUCCUCGAUUAUUUCGGAGUCGGCGCUCCCAAGGCUUUGCCUGCACCAGAACACUACGUGAACCCAGAAAUGGUGCUCUUUCUGCUAUCCAAGAUCUUUUCUCUCAGAGAAGCAAGAAGCAAGGACAAGCUGUCGGCUACGUCGGACUCCCGCUUGACCAUUGGCAUCUGGCCGGAGAUGACCUGCAGAUGGCUCAUUCAGCUCGGACACUUUUCUCUCAGCAGUGUUGAGAUUGCUCUGAGACGAGUUCAGAAACCGCAUAUUCUGCCGCCGUUGCCGACGGGGUCAUUUACUCAAGCUGUGAUCGAUUCCGAUCGGUCGCUACAUCACUUCAUUGACGUCCUCCAAGGGUCGGUACUCCUCAAUGCAGACGAGCUCGCCUACGCCCUCAAGGUCUUGCUGACCAUGGCUCGGUCGCAUUCCAUGGUUCUGGAGGAGGCCACCAAGGCUCUGACAAAUGAUGAUGAGAACUCAAAUACCAGCAAGGAGGUUUCCCUGCAGAAUGCCGAGGCAAGCUUGCAAGAUAUCUUCAUAGGGUUCAACACCACGCUGCAGAAGAUUCACAACCAACCAUUCCCCACGAUCGUCAGUUCCUUUCGCUCUGCCCUCUCCAGAUCCGAACUGCUCUCCAUCGUCCAUCAUCUCCGCCUUUGCCUAGCGACUGGAGGGUAUACCUCGCGCUUCACCGAAAACCCACCCAGCCCCUUCUCUCCCGAACAAACUACACCCUCACUUUCCCUCGACACCAUUACAAAUCUGCUGAGCGCCUCCAUCGACGCCAUCGGUCCUUCAGGAUGGAUCUCAGCGGUAGGUCUCGACGACGCCAGCACGAGAGAGCUCGACCUCAUCGCCGACAUGAAGUCUGAGAUCUCCGCUGCGCUUGCGGGAGUCGAGGAAGCCACAUACCUCAAGGGUAUACUCCGCGAAUACCUCCGCUUCACGAACAGCCUCACCCAUCCCUCAGCCAAAGGCAAGACGGGCGAUGUGGCCAAGCAAGCCGGAGAUGAGGAGACGUCUUCCGGGCUCGUCCGGUACGAGAAACUCAACGGGGCAGAUCUGAUGGUGUUUGGACUCCCCGAGGGUGACGAAGGGUAUGACAUUGACGCGAGCGGAAAGAUGCUUCCGCUGUCGCUCAAGGCUCCGACGACGGACGUGAGCAAGACGAAGGUGAAGAAGUCUACGGGAGAGGUAAAGACUCGGAGUAGCCGUGAGAUUGGAUAUCUGCGACGCAAGGCUGCGGGCAAGUACUCCUUUGAGAGGCUUCUUGAGGCUUCGUCUCAAGCGCUGUCAAAUCCGCAUGGUGAAUGGUACGAGAUAUUCGUGAAUGAAUUACUCUCGUCUCGUCUGAAUAUCCGGCUCUUCCACCCGAUGUUACUGGACGCCAUGGUUGGUCAGGAUCUGGGCAGUAGCCCCAAACUGGAGAGUCUCGCAAGCAUCAGCGAGAUUCCUGGAGACACAUCCGCGCCUGCCCCCAAGGAAACCACCAAGAAGACCGAUACGAACGGUCAGCCUGGUGCUAGUACUAAUAUCCCUCCUCCCAAGACUGACAAGCCCCGACCACAUGUCUGUACCACUUGCGGCCGAUCGUUCGCUCGGCUAGAACAUCUGAAGCGCCAUGAGCGGUCGCACACCAAGGAGAAGCCAUUCGAGUGCCCUGACUGCUCCCGUUGUUUUGCUCGCCGGGAUCUUCUUCUGAGACACCAGCAGAAACUCCACAUGACGACGACCCCGUCGUCGCGGCCCAGAAAUGCUCGGAGAGAGAGUACCGGAGCUGCAGGUGCUGGAGCGAAUCGCGUUCGCAAAAACUCCAUUGCCGGCAACUCCAGUAGCAUUCGUCCUCGAGCCAAUACCAUCAGUCACAUUGAUGGAGCUUCUCUAGACAUGGCCAACAACGACCCCAAUCAGUCGGUUGCCGUUGCGGGUCAUCCAGGACACGCUCAUCAUCCAAGCAUCGGUUCGGUAUCAGUGGGUCCGAAUAUCGAUUUUCAUCGCGGUUUCAGCGCAGGUCAUCCCUAUGCCAGCAGCCUUCCGAAACUGGAAACCCAUGGUCUGCCCAUGGAUCUUUCCGGUGGCCUUCGCACUGCGCCUGUUUACGGCAGUUUUGAUCUGAGCAUGGGGGACAUUUUCAUGAACCAUGGCACUACCAUUAAUCCGGCUCAGCUCCACUUCGGUGGUUCUCCACAAGGUUACGGAAAUGACUCGCCGUCAUCCCCGUUCAGUCAUGGCUCUCAUCAGGUGCAACCCCCCACUGAUCCGAUGUUGGAGGAAGACUUUAGCUUCGACUGGAUGAAUGGUUUCGAUCCGUCCAUGCCGUCCCUGGGUCAGAAUAACGACUCCGCGAUCGAUGAGUCAUCCCCAUCCGCCAUGAGCACCGGCAGCCAAAGUGGAAUCAGCGAAGCCGUGAUGGAUGGAACCAAUCGGUUCUCAAUCUCGUCGUCUGGCUGGCAUAACCCUUUCCCGCCACACUCGGCGGCCCCAGCAAACCAGUUCGCCAUCGAUUACUCUCCUCCGACCUUUAAUGAUCUAGGCAUCCCUCCCGAGACCGUGUCACCCAAGUCCUUGAUGGCGCAGAACCCGUUUGCUGAGACCUAUGCAACUCCUCCCUCCAUGACGUCGGUGGGCCAGCCCUUGAUGGCAGGACAUUCGCAGAGUAUGUUUUCAUCCUCUAUGGCAACCAACGGUGAAUCUCCUAAUCCUCUCAACCUGCCUUUCGCGAACAGUGCCCUUCGAACUCACAAUGCCCCAACCUCAACCGAUACCUUUACAGACUCCACACGACAGGCAUUAUUAGCCAGCAUGGCUUUGCCCACAGGUCGCAAUAACCAUCGCAAGUACUCCCAGCCAGCCAACGGAAUGGUGCCCUGUCGCGACCUGUUUUCACGUUCCGCCAACUUCAACGGCACCGGCCAACUCCCCAGCACUCAAGACAUGCAGCGUUAUAUCUCAGCGUACAUCACGUAUUUCCACCCCCAUAUGCCGUUCCUUCAUAUUCCGACACUCAACUUUCAAGCUCCCGAAUACACAAGCAACCUUCGUACUCCCAGCGGCCAUCUGAAUUUGAGCUCUACCGGUGUUGCCGGCGGCGGAGGCUGUCUGAUCCUUUCCAUGGCGGCCAUUGGCGCUCUCUACGAAUUCGACGCCGCCGCCUCGAAAGAUCUUUUUGAAGCGGCGAAGAAGAUGAUCCAACUAUAUCUCGAGGAGCGUCGGAAAGCUGACAUGUCUGCUGCGUUUUCGCGGUCCAAUCCCGCCCGCGAGAAUUCAGUUCACAACACUCCGCUGUGGCUGGUCCAGGCUAUGCUGCUCAACGUCAUCUACGGACAUUCCUGCGGCGAUAAAACGUCAGCGGAUAUCGCAAGCACCCACUGUGCUGCUCUGGUCAGCCUCGCUCGGGCUGCUGGAUUGACCCAUCAUAUCGAUGCCAAAGACCUUCCACAGGACUACCUGAGCGCCCAUUUGAGUGGGAAAGCGGGUACGAGAGGUGCGAGUUUUGAUUCAGAAGACUUCAAUGCCCCAUCAUUCGGGCCGCCGAAGGAGAGAAAAGACUGGUUGGAUUGGAAGAUAGUCGAGGAGCGCAAGCGGACACUCUAUGCGAUUUUCACCCUCUCCUGUUUCCUCGUGUCGGCCUAUAACCACGCCCCCGCGCUUACCAACUCAGAGAUCCGCCUUGACCUGCCGUGCGAGGAGGAUAUCUGGGCGGCCGAGUCCCCCCAGGCAUGGAAGAAAAUGGGUGGGCAUCUGUCGGCGAAGAAAGGCCUGACAUUCUCGUCUACAUUGACCACGCUUCUGACCGCCAGUCAGCGCGAGCAGUCUCCUACGCAACCGCCCUCAACCGAUCCAACAAACGGUGUUUCGACGUCCGAUUCGCCCGGCACUGACUUGAAGCCUAGCACGUUUGGGUGCCUGGUACUCAUUUAUGCUCUUCAUAACUAUAUUUGGGAGACUCGGCAACGGCACAUGGGCCGGCAGUGGACCUCUCGCGAGACAGACGCCAUGCAAGCCCACAUUGAGCCAGCGUUGAGGGCGUGGCAGACUGCGUGGGCCAGCAACCCUGUGCAUAGUCUGGAGCGGCCCAAUCCGUUUGGAGCAGGCCCUCUAUCAGCCGAUAGCAUACCACUGCUGGACCUGGCCUACAUCAGGCUGUUUGUAAAUCUUGGACGGAGCAAGGAGGCUUUCUGGCAGAGAGACUGGAUUGCCAUGUCAGACGAGCUGGCCCGCGGCACCGAAGUGUUCCCGUACUCGGACGACAUUCCCUCGGACGUUUUGGACCCCUCGAUCACUCAAGUGCCAACUGAGUUAGAUCGUCGUCGCGAUUCGGUGGCCGACCUGGGUGUCGCGGAUCUCACUAUCUCGAAGACCCCUACUCAGGAGCAACCAAUGCAGAUCUUGAUGGGUGUCUACCGGCCGGGACAGUCCAAACGCGAGAAGCACUUGCGCAAGGCGGCCUUCUAUGCGGCUGAUUCAAUAACCAUGUCUGAUCAACUCGGGAACACAUUUGCCGAAUUCACGUGCAGGGAACUACCUCUUCAGGCUGCCAUGUGUGCUUUUGACUGUGCGCAAGUACUGGCGGAAUGGAUCACCACCGUUCAAGAGCGCGUUGGUCCUUACUUGGGUGUGCUCGGGCGUGACGAUGUCGAUCUCGCCCAUGCCACGAACGUCAUGUUACUUGAAGAAGAAGAUUGCAAGCUUCUGGACAAGAUCAGGGAGAUUCUAACGAGUGUGGAGAGCAAAAUGCAACGGGACGUGCAGACCAACACCACCGUGUCAGCGCUGAGCGUUCUGCAACGGCUGCCUAGUGUUGUUGAAGGGGGUUAUGGCUGCAAGAUUUUGAUAGCGACAGCAAGCCUCCUUGAUAGGGCUGCAGUCUGGCCAGUGACGAAGUUGAUGGCACGGUCUCUUGAAGCACAAGCUAUGCGGUUGAAAGAGCGAGCUGAGAACUCGGCAAUCGGAGUGCAUUAG